ACAUUUGAAUCGACACUUGAAAGUAGCAAACUUGUCCUUGCCGGAAAAAUUCUAAAGUUUUCGGUGGUUGCCAUGCCAUGGCAUGGCAUGGCGAUCACCAUUUUGCUAACAAUUUAUUUUUGUCGAUUUUUGGCCAAACGCCCCUUAUUUUAGACGUCAUGAUGACAGACAGAAUGACAAUCAAUCAAAUUCACAGAACCACAGAAAUCAAAAGAAGAGAAUGAGAUAGAAUGAUAGAAUGUGGUUCUUGAGCUUACAUUUAUUUAUUUACUAAUAAACUUCAAUUAAUAAAUUGAGUUCAUCUGUGUUAAUUAACUAAAAUUUUACAUGAACAAGACAAGUUUCAUGUCAUCGUGUCUUAAUUGCUGUAUUUAGUUUUAUUGAAAAAAAAAGAAAGGAUUUGUUUACACAGUACACUACACAAUAUCGAAAUUCUAAUUUAAUUUCAAUUGUUAAAAUGAAUAACGUUCAUUUGCCCGAGGAUUGUGCGAAGCAAUGGGAGAUUCUUUUGUUGCUACUUUCAUCAGAAGAGAAGAAAAUUGACCGGACCAGCGACAGCGAAAUCGAUACUAUGAACUACUUUUAUAAAAACGAAGGCGUCAGAAAAAUCCUCACACAUUGGCUACAACAAAUGCAAAAGACAUACGCUAAAAAACUCAGUGACUCAAACACUGCAUUAAAAUGCAAUGAAAUAUCCCAGUUGUGGCGUCAGCGAGGCAAUGAUAACUUCCGAGCUAACCGAGUCAAAGAGAGUUAUAGGUGUUACUGUGUAAGUGUCCUAUAUGCCCCUCAAGAUGGACCCAUGUAUCCACUUGCACUGGCAAAUCGAUCAGCUGCUUUGCUACGGAUGAAAAGAUUUCAGGAAUGCCUAGCAGACAUAAAGCUGGCACUCGACCAUGGAUACUCUAACGAGCAGCGGCACAAGUUGUUGCUACGACAAGCUGACUGCCACAUCGAGUUGGGCUCCCGGGAGCAGGCUGUGGCCGCCCUUUCAGCUGCCGCAACUCAUGCUCACUCAUUGCAACUGGCACCCACUCAUGCUGCAGAGUUUGAUAGACAUAUUAAAAUACUGGAAAGAAAACUUGAAGCAUUACAGGAAAUUAAUGAAGUAAAGCAAGAAGAAGUGCCGAUUCCAGAAUGUUACAAAGGAGAAAACCCCAAUUUCUUUGCGGCUUCUAAUGCUCUAGAACUAAGGCGCAGUGAAUCGUGCGGCAGAUUCGUAGUGGCGUGCGAGCCAACGCGUCGUGGCGAUGUCUUAUUCUCUGAAGAGCCUUACGCUUGGGUGACGCUGCCCGAAGGAGACCCAGACCGAGGCGCCUGUGAGACUUGUUGUCAGGCGGAUGUGAAUCCUGUGCCAUGCGGUACGUGUUCGCGUAGCGUGUACUGCGGCGAGGAGUGCCGCGCGCGCGGUUCGAGACUAUUCCACCGCUGGGAGUGCUCGGGCGCGCAGGCCGCCAUCUUUCCCACUAUUGGGAUCGCGCAUUUGGCUCUCAGAGUGCUACUCAUAACAGCCAGCGAAGGUUUCCCUCGGGUCCCGAACCCGACCGAUCAGCCGAGCUCGGCAGCCGAACUGUUCCAAGCGUACUCUCGCAUCGAUGACAUACAAAUCUACAAGAAAGACACGCCAGCCUUCUACAGGAUGUUCAACUUGGUUACCAACUUCGACAAGAUGAACAACACAGACUAUAUACAGUAUGCUUUAACGGCGACAAUGCUAACGCUAUACCUAGAGCGGUGGACGACAUUUUUCGACGAGUUGCCGUCGCGAUUGCCACACGCGUUGCCCGCGCGUCAACUGCGCGUUUUCGCCGCGGCGCUGCUGUUGCGGGCGCUAGGGCAACUCGUCUGCAACGGGCACGCUGCGUUGACGCUCGCUGUGUUUGUAGAUGACGACACGGGUGAAGAUGGUCAAGCGGCGACGGUAUCUGAGCGCGAGGUUCGUCGUGCCACUGCAAUAUACCCGUCGGCGGCCAUGAUGAACCACUCCUGUGACCCAAACAUCAUCAAUACCUUCUACAAGGGUCGGCUGGUGGUGGUGAGCGCGCGCGAGCUAGCCGCGGGCGGCGAGGCCCUGAACUGCUACGGGCCGCACCGGGCGCGCGAGCCGUUCGCGCAGCGACGCGCCGCGUUGCGCGCGCAGUACUGCUUCACGUGCGCGUGCGCGGUCUGCGCCGACGCCGACCGACGGGACUUUGUGCAUCUGUUCAGCGCUUACGCCUGUCACGCGUGCAAAGGUCCCGUAACUUGCAACAGCGGUGGCUCCCCCAAAUGUCCGCAAUGCGGCGCGGAGUUCCGCGUGGAACGGGCCCUAGACGCCCUAGAGCGGGCUAGGGAACUCCUAGCCGAAGCCAAGAGAGCGCGUGCGCCGGCCGAGAGAUGCGAAAAGGCACAGGCCGCGUUGAAACUACAACAACACGCUUGGCACAGACAUCACUCCGCGUUGAGAGAUUCCGCCGAUAAGGUGGCCAGGCUGUAUGCGGAUUACGGUGAUUUCAGCAAGAGUGUGGAACUAAUAAAACAAAAUAUUCAAAGUCUCGAGUACCAGUUCGGAUCUUUUAGUGCUGAGGUGGCCCAUGAACUCAGGAAGUUAUCUGAUGUGAUGUUGGAGCGGAUUGUCACCACGCAAAACAGUGCCGAAUACAGGGACUGGUGUCUUGAAACCCACAAAAUAUUGAAGAAAGCAGUUCAAUUGACUGAACUGAAUUACGGCUCGUGGGAACCUUUGGUCAAAAGGCUCAAGGAGAAUGAAGAGUUUGUCGCCUCGUUACUCAACGAAAGCCGGAGUGCCGAUGUAGCAGACAGCAUCCACCAUAAUUUGCACUACAAUCUCAAAAUCUAGGGCGCAUAACUAGAGCACUACUAAAUCCCUAGAACAGCACAUGUGAGUCCUUGUUUCUACAAACUAACAUCUUUAGAUAAAGUUAAUUACAUUUUACUAUGUCACAGCAAAUUAGGUAACUGUUAUUUAAAAUCUAAAUAGUUAGUAUCAUACUAAAUGUUCCUUUUCAAGUUUUGUAGAACUGUUCCUUAGUAGCUAUAUUCACUUCGGUCGUGGUUUAGAAACUAGCAUAUUAAAAACUCAGGAUAUUUUGAAUGUUGAUAAGUUUAUAUUUUAUCAACUUGUGCGUGACUAAUGCAACGUGAUGUUCAUAACAUUAUAAAAAGAGAUGCCUAAUAAAAUACAAUAAGAUUGAAUGAAUACAGUUCAAUAUUAUAUCUAAGCAAUGCGAUUAGUGAGAUUUUUUGUAUGCAAAUUACUUAUAAUAUUGGUGUUGUCUUUUUGAAUUUAUAUUAUACAUAAAAUAACUCUUUCAUAUACAUAAUAUAGGAUAAAAUACAGGAUGUUGUUUUGUAAAACAACGCCCAUCUGGGGUCAUAGUACACAUGAAACUCCAUGAAAGUAAUUACAAGAAAAAGAUAAAUCAAAUUUUAACUAUUACUUAAUUAGUAAAAAACCUUGUUCAAACGUCUCCUAAAACUUUCGAGACUGCGCUUGUUAAUGCGGCCAACGCCCCGGCAAAGCAGGGGGACUGACCGAUAACUCGCCCGCGUAAUAAUACCACUUUCCAGAUAUCAUGGAUUUUUUCCAAAAAAAAAAUUAAGUUAUUUUUUAUAUUAUAUUUUUUUUUUGUAACAGUGUCGUGUAUACUACCCCUGAGAUGGGCGUUGUUUUACAAAACCACACCCUGUAUAAUAAUAUUUAGCAUUUUAAAGGUCGACUACCUACUUAUUGAUACAUAAAUUAAUAUUGGUACAAGUUAUUUAAAAUUAAUAUUGAGGUUUAUUUACAUCAUUAAGUAAAAGUUGUGAUUUCAAAAAUGAUUUGAAAAUCGGAUUAUGUAGUAAGUACAUUAGUUGCCGAUUUUUUAAUUCGCAUAUAGCGAGCAUGUAGACUGUAGAGCCAAGGCACAGGCGUUGUGGAACUGCACCGCAAAGAUUACUACACCGACCACAGAUAUUUCUAUGUAAAGGUGGCGGUUCGCGUUGCGACUGAGACAAGAGACAGAGACAGGAGAUCGCGACCGUUACUUGGCUAAGGCAGAGACCUGUUUGUCUCUGUCUCGCUUGCGAACUGUCGCUUAUACAUUGUCUAAAGUCAAGUCGCGCGACGUUUGGGCGUGGCCUGCCGGCUACUUGCGUCGCGCGACUCGGUCGCUCACAAGGUAGUGCCGUGACGCGACAGAUGCAAAAUGGCCGUGUUUUCUUCGCACGAAAUGAGUCGCACUGAGUUUCGUAUGGGUCGCACGACUCGUGUCGCGAAGAUUCGUAAGUAGCUGUCGCCCUGCGACCUGCGACCGGUUGCCUGUCGCGGUCUCGGGUCGUGGUCUCUCGUCGCGGUCGUCUUGAUCCGAAUGCUAUCUUUAGACGACGCGGCGACACCACGCGAUACCGUAACGCAUCGUAUGCUUUGGCUCUGAGUAUGUACUUAAAAUAUUGAUGUGAUUAAAUGCACAUGUACCACUCUCCGAUGAGGAUGCUGAUGAAGUAAACAACUGUACCUCGUAGUAGUAAGAUCUAAUGACUUUGUAGUUAAAACCAAACCAAAAGGAGAAUCAAUCAUGUUAGUCAUAGACUGCCAUUUAGCUGAAAGUAUACAUAAACUUACACCCAAAUUCUCUACUAUAAUAUUUUGUGCCUUUUGAAUCUCACAAAGUUUAAUUCUAAUGUGUGAAUGUUCUUCCGUAUCUGCAAUUUGCUCGAAAUCUGAAGAAUAUCAUAAAUAAAUUGAAAUGGUUAUUUUUAUACAAUAUAUUACCCGUGUAAAUCAAAUUAAGCAUUUUAUGGAAUACCAUAGCGUAAGAAUAUGGGUGUAAGACACAUCACUUAUCUACAUUUAUAUUUUAAACUUUAGAAUGUACAAUGUAACGGAUACAAUGACACUUUAUACAACGUAAUUUUUAAUAUACUAGCGUAAAAUUAGGUUCAGAUUAAUAUAUUUAAAUGUAAGUAAUAAUUUGUUUGUAGUCGUUUUCAAUAUUAACAUACUUAACUAUUUUGAGGUGAAUUUGUUCAAAUCAAUCAUAAAUAUACCAUUACGGAAGAUUUAAAUGAUGCUCUAUAAUCGUUACGUUAGCAUCUUGUCUUUUAUAAACAUAAUUGGAAAUACAAAAGCAAUUGAACUCUCCGGUGCCUUGUAUUUAUCAUGUGCUUUAUUACUAAUUUUAUCAUUAUAUCGGGAUCUAAAGUACCUAAUAUGAAAUGUACAAACUAUAACUUGCACUAUGGUUAGAUCAAUGCGCUAAAUUACAGUGCCUCAUCUAUACAUAGGUUAAGUCCAACCCACAGCCGAAUCAUUGUCUAAAAUUUAGACUCUAAAGAACGAAAAUAUGGCAUGUCCAUAAAUUUUGUAACAUUUAUAGAUUUUAUUAAGUUAUGUGUAUGUUACGCUCAAAAAUCGAUAAAGUUUGGUCAUUGUAAAAUAUCUUUACAGUGACCUGUCACUCGAAGUCGUACAAUAAUAAAAUCUCCAGUGAUGUGCCGUAGUCAUCAUAAGAUCCAUAAGAUCGUUUUAUAGUGAAUCGUGGUCCAGACACUAUCAGUAAAAAUGACAUUACAUCGAAGUAGUAACUGAACUUACGAUAUCAGUCACACUUUGACUUGUUGCGUAAAAAAAUCCCAUCUACACGUCACACUAUUAUAAAACAUCGCCACUGCCGGUCACACUGUAACCAAUUUCUUUUCCCAACGAGUCAAUGUGCGUGUGGACUGAGUGAUCUCUUCAAAAAACUUUUGACAGCCAAAUUUUGAGAGGAUUUAGGAAAAAACUGUGAAAACUUCAUGGUAAGGUAUUGAAUUUGUGAAACCUAAACCAAGAAAGCUAAAACUAAUUAACUGGAUCACUCAAUCUGGACACCUGAAGAAAAAGCCAUAACGCGUAUUCAAGAAUAUACUACCUAUGUGUUUAUACGUUUGAAAUAAUUGUAAAGAAUCUGUGAAAGCUGCUAAACAAAUUUUCGAUUCGUUUCAAAGCCACGUUUAAGAUUUAGAACGGUUUAUAUGGAUCACUCAGAAUGCACUAUGUUCAAUUGAGUGAUCUUUAAAACGCCACCUUAUACUGAAAAAGUAUGAAACAUCAUGUUUAUCAUAAAUUAUGCUUCUGGGAAAAUUUGUGAAACAAAGAUCGUGAUUUUACUGGUUUAUGUUGUAAUUAUUUAGGUAGUGAAAACACUCUAAAAACAUCCUUAAAACUUCUAAAAACAAAACACACAACUCUCGGUUUGUUAAAUAAAUAAUUUUUCUUUCUUUCUUUCAUGUUAUAAACCUUUCUAAAUCUUAAACGGGGCUUUAAAACGAAUAGAAAAUUGGUUUAGCAGCUUUCACAGAUUCUUUACAAUUAUUUCAAAUGCAAAUUAUAAACACAAAGGUAGUAUAUUAUUGGAUACGUGUAAUGGCUAAUUCUUCAGGUGUCCAGAUUGAGUGAUCCAGUUAAUUAUAUCUAGCUUUCUUUGUUUAGGUUUCACAAAUUUAAUACCUUACCAUAAAGUUUUCACAGUUAUUUCCUAAAUCCUCUCAAAAUUUGGUUGUGGUUGGAUGAGAUUUUUGAAAAGAUCACUCAGUCCACACGCACAUAACGAGUAUGUCAGUGUUACAUAAUUUACACGUUAGUGCGAUUGGUAUGACGGAUAUAGUAAGGCUAUUUGAUAACCGAGUUCUAUGAGAAUGUCUUCACCUAUUCACCGAAGGAAGGAAUGACAGUAAUAUUGAUUUCAUUUUUACCGAUUGAUAAUUUCUGGAGUUCUUUUGUUACAUUUUUUUUUCAUUGCCUACGUACAAAAGAAUACAGAAAACAAUAAUUCUUACA
This is a messenger RNA of Ostrinia furnacalis (Asian corn borer), 6802 nucleotides long. Its product is annotated as SET and MYND domain-containing protein 4. The transcript is spliced from 14 exons. Lineage: Eukaryota; Metazoa; Arthropoda; Insecta; Lepidoptera; Crambidae. Gene Ontology annotation, molecular function: histone deacetylase binding. The record is from RefSeq and is a predicted model, not a curated record. Bases 458 to 2839 code for a protein of 793 amino acids. Gene Ontology annotation, cellular component: nucleus; cytoplasm.